Molecule: messenger RNA, 1669 nt
Organism: Marchantia polymorpha subsp. ruderalis
Lineage: Eukaryota; Viridiplantae; Streptophyta; Marchantiopsida; Marchantiales; Marchantiaceae
Source: the annotation of a GenBank genome assembly
GUCUCUCGGUCGCCCGACACCAUCCCCAGAUCUAGAGUCUGUUAGUCCAGUGUAAGGCUACGUAGAGCUGUCUGGGUCUGAAAUGAUUGCAUGACCGAAAAUGGCAAUUCCAUUUCAGAGGCCAUCGAAAAUACUGGAGAUCCAUGCAAAGGGUGUGAAAGUACUCUGAGACUUAAAAGUACCCCUGCAGCCAUUCACGUGAGCACAAGACAACAACAGUUAAGUACCAGUAGCAAAGAGCCCUGUGAUGCAGAUAUCUUCCUUGUUUGUGAGGCCACUACAGCGACAUUCAUCCCUCCAAUGGGCGGUAGGUCAACGUCGAGGAGCUGAGCAACGUGAACAGAAUUGGAAGGAGAUUUGUCGGAACGGACAUGAAAUAACGAAUGAAAUGAGAGCCCUGGUUUCAAACCAAAUUCCAGGAUCACGGAGGGAAGUCUGAAUGAGUUGCAGGAAGAAACUUACAGCUGAUGAGAAAGUGAAUAUGGAAAUGAAUAUUCCUCGUUAUUACCGUGAUCUUGUUCUGAAUUCAAAUCUCGCUUUAACGAACAUGUAGCGACCAUGUUCGCUUGCUUGAGAUCGUUCAGAAUGAGACAGAAUGCACUUGAGGCGCUGUAAGGGAAUCUUCGAAUCUCGCUUGCAGGUUUCAGAUUCAGCCAGUGCCGACCACGAGAACAAAUAUCAGCUUCAUGUGGCCCCCUUUUGUCCUGCCUGCGCUGACCCCCCAGUCGAACUCGUGGCUCACAUGGUGCACUACAAACCUGUAAUGUACAAGAUCCACAGAUUUCAUCUUGCAGUUGACAUCCCAACGUUGUGUACCGAGACCUAUGGCCUGGCAUGAGAGUUUACCGGCGGAGAUCUUCGGUAUUUGGCCCGAUUUGUUCUCGAGAUAAAGUUGGCAUCAUUCCAUUGGCGUCAGAAUUGCGUCUAUCAGACACCCUCUAUUCAAUUCAUGCGUUGCGAACGCCCCCUCUCGCUCUGUCAACGUGUUAUGCAGCUGGCAGUUCGCAACACCAAUGUACUUGCACGUGAGUGAGGCGAUGAUGUCGACGAUGGGUCUGCACCAGGAUUCCGUCGUAAGGAUGGAAUUGUGCACGCUCGAUGUGGGAGUUUACCUGCAAGUCGGUCAUUCACAUCGUUGUGCCAAUGAGACUCAACGUUGGCAUGGUCGUGGAUCAAAUGGAACAUCUCUUCUCCAUCAUUUGUGAAAAUCUAAUCAGGGGCAUCGACAUCGUUCGAUAAUGUGAUGGUUUGUCAACAGUUUACUACGUUAAAAAUGGGCGAUACGAAUAUGACAUGCCCUUCCUGCAAUUUUAAAUCACAUCAGAGAAAACAAGUACUGAAAUCUGCUGCAGCUGGCAGUCGCCAAAAUUACAUUUUUACAAGGGGCCGAUUAUCACGUUUGGUUCAAUACGGCAGCCUCAUCAGAAAUUCAGCGCCUUGGUUUCCGUUUAUUCCAUAAUUCUUGUGAAUGUCAAUUAAGGGUACCAGAAUGUAGCCAUGGUAGACGAACAGGGUACUUCGCUGUCUUUCCUCCUUCUCGAAAGAUGCCUGUGUGAACGAAUGUAGAACGGAUCGAGAACAAUAAUUGAAAGUUGUCUACAAUGGACCAUCACGGACAAUGCUGGCUAGCAGUUAAUUCAAUGUGACGAAAAUUAGCUCUGAAAUGUCU